CGCACGUGGUCUCGCGGAAUGUUGUUGUUGUCCGUCAACCGUAACGCUUUCACGUUGUUGAAAAGGGUUGGAUAAAAUAGUAUAUAAAGGGUGAAAAAAGCACAAAAAAUUAACAAUGACAAACACGAAGAAAGUGAAGGCGUACGUGAAGAAAAAACGUACGCCAGAGAGUAAGAUAAUCGAGCAACUGCGGUCAAAGUACAACACGAUAGAUGUCACGAAAACAAUAAAGUUCAGUGACCUGCCCUUGUCGAGAAACACUCUCAAGGGCCUAACAGAAAACAACUACAUCGAGAUAACGGAUAUUCAGAGACAGAGCAUCGGCUUGGCUCUGCAAGGCAACGAUAUUUUGGGAGCCGCGAAAACCGGGAGUGGCAAAACGCUAGCUUUUCUAAUUCCGGUCUUAGAAAUUUUGUAUUGCAAGCAAUGGACGAGGUUGGACAAUCUUGGUGCGAUAAUUAUCACACCAACCAGAGAAUUGGCGUAUCAGAUAUACGAGACGUUGCGAAAAGUAGGUCGGUAUCACGAAAUCUCGGCGGGUCUGAUCAUAGGAGGAAAGGACUUGAAGUUCGAAAGAAAGCGCAUGGAUCAGUGUAACGUGGUCAUAUGCACGCCGGGACGUUUGCUUCAACAUAUGGACGAAAACCCUCUGUUUAAUUGUGUAAAUAUGCAGAUACUAGUAUUAGACGAAGCGGAUCGUUGCUUGGAUAUGGGAUUUGAGAAGACCAUGAAUUCAAUUAUUGAGAAUUUGCCGCCUGAGAGACAGACGUUGCUGUUUUCAGCGACCCAGACAAAAUCGGUGAAGGACUUGGCCAGAUUGAGUCUCAAAGACCCGUUGUACGUAUCCGUUCACGAGCACUCGACCCACACAACGCCAGAAGGUCUGCAGCAGAGUUACAUCGUGUGCGACUUGGAAAACAAAAUGGCGAUGCUCUGGUCCUUCAUACGCAAUCAUUUGAAGCAAAAGAUUAUUGUGUUCUUCUCUAGCUGUAAACAGGUAAAAUACACGUUCGAAGCGUUUUGCCGACUGCGCCCCGGUAUCAGCUUAUUGGCUCUUUACGGCACGCUUCAUCAGAUGAGAAGGAUGAACAUCUACGAGUCAUUCUGUAACAAGCAACAUGCCGUUCUGUUUGCCACCGAUAUUGCUGCUCGUGGAUUAGAUUUUCCCGCUGUAAAUUGGGUGGUCCAAAUGGAUUGUCCCGAGGACGUCAAUGCGUACAUACACAGAGCAGGCAGAACCGCCAGAUUUAAAAGCGGUGGCGAGUCUCUUCUGGUCUUGUUACAGUCCGAAGAAACGCUGAUUGAACAACUCAAACAACGUAAAAUUCCGAUAAACAUGAUAAAGAUCAAUCCAACCAAACUGCAAUCACCGCAACGUAAACUCGAAGCGUUACUCGCUCGAGACGUUACCUUGAAAGAAUCGGCUCAGCGAGCCUUCGUGGCAUAUGUCAAAUCGGUCUUUUUGAUGAAAGAUAAACAAAUCUUCAACGUACACGCAUUGAACACGGACGCGUACGCCAAAUCGUUAGGUUUAGCCAUUCCCCCGAGAAUACGAUUCUUGCAAAGAAUGCAGAAGAAAAUGUCAGCCGAUGGUAAGACUAAAGAGAUGAGUGAAAAUUCGAAGGAUGCGUCAGAUGACAGCGAAGACGAGGAAGACAGCGGGAACAUUUCUGACGCGAGCAAUAUCUCCGAUCGUAAGAGUAACGAGCAGAAAAAACCGGUUAAAGAUACUGCCGCGUUUCAGUUUGACGACAGCGACGAUGAGGAGAUAUUGACCAUAAAACGAAAAAAUAUAGAUCUCGACGAGAUACCGGUGAUAGAAAACAACGAUGACGAUAAGAAAGCUUCGAAGAAGAAGCCUGUUACAAAAGCCGCAGUGGCCAAAAAGAUUCUUAAGAAGAAGAUUGUACCUAACAAGAGGAUCGUGUUUGAUGACGAAGGACAGGAAAUAAUCAAUCCCACCAAAACAAAAAUGUCCGAACUAGCUCGAGAAUAUGAGAACGAGUUAGAGUCUGGUAUCGAUAUCGAAAAGGUCAAACAAAUCAUGCGUGAGGAAGACAAGUUUGAUAAGCAAAGAUUCAGGGAUAAGGUCAAGGCGAAACAUAAGGAAGAAAAGAGGAAACUGAAGGCCGCUAAGAAGGCGGAGACAAAUGAAGAAAAGGAAGAGGCAGAAAUGGAAGAUGCAGAUGACGAUGAAAUGAAAGAUGAAGGUGAUGUCAGUGAUGAUGAAUCGAGCGAAGAUCCGGACCUGUCAUGGAUGCCCGAUCCGGAUAAGAUAUACGGCAAGCAACAUAAUACAGAAAGAGAAGACAAAGAAGAAGAAUCGUCGUUCAACGAGUCUGAAGAAACCGAAGAAUCUGAAGAAGAAAGUAAUAUCCACAGACCAUCCAAGAGGAAACUGAUAACGCAGGAAGAGCACAAGCGAAAAAGAAAGAAGCAGAAAACACUGGACAACACCUUCGACUUGCAGACUGACGAGAAAUUGGCCUUGCAAUUGUUGCAGAGUUAAAAUCCAAAACGUCUGUAGAAAUGCAAAUUUGUAUUUUUUUUUUAUUUAUGAACGAGCAGCGUAAAUUUUACGCAAUAUGUACAUUUCACAACAUAACAAUUACCUUAUAAGAAUAAAGUGUAAUGUUACAUUGU
Pseudomyrmex gracilis is the source of this 2643-nucleotide messenger RNA. RefSeq names its product probable ATP-dependent RNA helicase DDX10. Gene Ontology annotation, cellular component: nucleus. The coding region runs from base 116 to 2509 and encodes 797 amino acids. The transcript is spliced from 12 exons. Gene Ontology annotation, biological process: rRNA processing. The record is from RefSeq and is a predicted model, not a curated record. NCBI's taxonomy places the organism in Eukaryota, Metazoa, Arthropoda, Insecta, Hymenoptera, Formicidae. Gene Ontology annotation, molecular function: ATP binding; RNA helicase activity; nucleic acid binding.